AUGUCCAACCCAGGCGACCCUGGCUGGAAAUGGUUCCCCAACGACAAGCCCUCAUGGCGCCUCGACGUCGUCACGCUUCUCGCCGUCAUGGGAGAGUCUGCCAUCGCCGAGCACUCGCAGACAAUCACCGCCUCGCUGCUCUGCAUGCUGCCCCGUCUGCUGCCCGCGCCCCAGGCCCUGUUGAAGCCGUCGCGGCCGGCUCGACUGCCCGAGACGCACGCCAAGAUGGUGGGCGUCUACAACGGCACUCUCCUGGACUCUGUGGGAUUCUUCGCCAACAUCAUCACGCCGCUGGAUGCCCUGCCGCCGUACAGCUUCCUGGUGCUGGACAUUCAGCACGCGCCAAGUGAUCUGCUUUCGACUGGAACCAUGGCUGUGACUGGUGGUCGACCCAUUGUGCCCCCCAAACUUCUCUCGCCUCUCCAUCUCCUCUCUGCCUUUUCCUUCUUUCUCAGCGUUGCCAUUCUCGUUGCUGCCGUUAUUUGGCAGGACGGUACCGCAAUCAUCGCCAUCACCCUCAUCUCUUCUGCCUCCAGCAUUGUCGGCUAUGCUUCCUCGUGGCGGCCGAUCCUCAUGCAACGCACGCACACUAACGAAGUACCUCGCGGUGAUGUCAUGAUACGUACCCGCGAGGGAGCUUUUGUUUUGGUUCGCUGUUCUGAAGACGUUACUCGCGAGCUAUACUCUGGAACCGAAGAGUGUGAGUACUACGUCGGCGAGAGAGCCUACAGGUUCUUUAUGGCGCUCGGCACAAUCCUUCUCAUGUUCAGUGUCGUGCUGCUCGGCAACUGCACCUGGAACUCGCAAAUCUUCAUAGGAGGGUCGUACAUUGUCCUCAACGGACUGUACUGGGGUCUUGGCAUGAUACCCCGGACCUACUUCUGGGAUCUCUCGCGCUAUAUCUGGGACGAUGCCACUGAAAAAGAUGGCCAGAACGCUGAUACCGUUACGGACCGGAAUGACGAGCGCGAGGGCCACCCGAGCUUCACACGGACCUUGUGGUAUGCUAUUCGCGAGACACAGGCCAUAGGUUGGGUCGAGCGCAGCGGCGCCGCGCCGGGCACACCGCAGUGGCAACAGUGGCUCAAUGAGGCACUGCACAAUGCAAAGAUUGGCAACCGCAGCUGGGAGGCAGUCAGGAGGAAGAAUGAGAUUAUGACUCAAGCGAGCAAAGAGGGAAGCGACCCUGCAACGCAAAGAGCGCCGGCGACCGAGGUUCAGGUUGCGGGAACGGGCACAGGAACAACGAGGGCGGCCUUUUAA
Trichoderma virens Gv29-8 is the source of this 1263-nucleotide messenger RNA. RefSeq lists its product as uncharacterized. The transcript has 2 exons. NCBI's taxonomy places the organism in Eukaryota, Fungi, Ascomycota, Sordariomycetes, Hypocreales, Hypocreaceae. Bases 1 to 1263 code for a protein of 420 amino acids. The record is from RefSeq and is a predicted model, not a curated record.